CUUACGCCACUCAUUACUGAGAAUCAACACAUAUAAGGCUCUGGCUAGUCCGUCUUGGAUAUCGAUGACCAGUCCAGACCCAGUCCUUACAGCGUUCCAACUGUCCUGGGAGCUUGACCAUCUGGCACUGAGGGAGAAUGAGUUUAAGGACUCUUAUAUACAGCUCAGUGGUCAGUGCAAGAAAUACGCCUGUGACCUGCUUGACCAGUGUCGCAGUAGUGAGGAGGUCAUUGCUGUCCUCAACAAGACAUGCGAAGAAGAUGUGGACAGCGAAGAUUGCUGUCCGGACGAGACAGAGAAACUGACGCUGUCCAGACUCAAACUGGCCAUCAAGUAUGAACAGAAACAGUUUGUGGCUCACCCACACUGCCAACAACUGUUGACCUCAAUCUGGUACGAGGGACUUCCGGGCUGGAGAAAACGAAACGGGAUCAUGAAGUUCUUAACCUGUAUGGGUUUGAUCUCAAUCCUUCCGUUCAUGUCUGUGUAUUACCUGAUCUUCCCUCGCUCCAAGAUUGGACAGCUUCUGCGAUCACCAUUUAUGAAGUUUCUUUAUCACAGGUCAGUAUUUAUUUUAUUCUAUAGACCCUAUAAUAUUGGCAUUUUACUCCACAGUGCAAGUUUUGGGGUGUUUCUCUUUCUUCUUGUGUGUGCCUCCACGGACGUCAUCAGCAGUGAACCGAAACGGGAGAGGUUCAGAGGCCCGGAGCCAUCCGAGCUGGAGUGGAUGAUCGUACUCUGGGUCACAGGAUUUGUUUGGGCUGAGUGCAAGCAGCUGUGGGAGGAAGGAGUUAAGGCCUACAUCAGACAGUGGUGGAACUGGCUGGAUUUCCUCAUGCUCUCACUGUAUCUGGCCACUUUUGCUCUACGUAUGGUUGCCUACUUUCAGAUUGAGUCAGGCAGAUACGGUGAUCGAGAAAUGUUACGCAAAGACUGGCCUCAGAAUGAUCCUACCUUGAUUUCCGAGGGACUGUUUGCAGUGGCCAACGUGUUCAGUUUCGCUAGAAUCAUUUAUCUGUUCCAGGCCAACCAGCACUUAGGACCCCUACAGAUCUCUCUCGGAUGCAUGCUCAUCGACAUCGCCAAAUUUCUGUUCAUCUUCUUCCUCGUGGUCUCCUCGUUCGCCUGUGGCCUCAACCAACUCUACUGGUACUACAGUGAUACAGACCCUGACGAUGAGGACCUGUUCUUUACCUACGUGACACUGUUCUGGUCAAUGUUCAGCCUGACGGCCCCCAGCAAGCUGGAGGUAAAGAGCACCCAGAGCUUCACCAAGACAGUGGGAGAGCUUCUCUUCAUGGUCUACCACGGCAUGGCCAUCAUCGUCCUUCUCAACAUGCUCAUCGCCAUGAUGUCCAGCUCCUUCCAGGACAUUGAGAACCACGCCGACAUGGAGUGGAAAUUCGCCCGCUCCAAGCUCUGGAUGGGUUACUUUGAUGAAGGCUCCACCUUACCGCCCCCCUUCAACCUCAUCAUCAGCCCCAAGUCCGUCUACUACCUGGUCAUGUGGGUCAAGCAUUUGGCUGACCAAUGCAUCUGCCACCAGCGAUCUAGACGCCAUCGACGCCGGAAGUCUUCAGAGGGCACAAUACGG
Candidula unifasciata is the source of this 1594-nucleotide messenger RNA. NCBI's taxonomy places the organism in Eukaryota, Metazoa, Mollusca, Gastropoda, Stylommatophora, Geomitridae. The record is from the annotation of a GenBank genome assembly.